UCGGUUAAGAUAGAUAGCACGCCACCUAUGUUCUACUAUAAAUAAGACAUCUCACAACGCAAAUCUCUCUACCACACAUAUCACAGCACCAAGUCUUUUGAGCUACAAAGUCCAGAGUUCAUCAAUGGCUAUGAGUUUGAAACUUUUCUCCACCAUCUCUACCACUCUGCCUGAGUGUUGCUAUUGCAACGAACUAGGAAAUUACUACAGAAAAGGGAAGUCUGGGCAGUCAACAAACCAAAGAAGGUAAUAUUUUGGAUUCUUAAUUAAAAAAAAUAUGUGAUUGUUUUUGCAUUUAAACGAAAUACCAAAUAAUAAUCCUAAAUACAUAAAUGGGGGAUAGGUUGAGUAGAAAUGCUUUUGAAAAGUCCUGCACCAAACUCAAAGAAGUAUGUGAUUAAUGAUGUAGAUGUACCAAUGAAAAAGAAUCUGAGGGUUCAACACCCCAAUAAUGCCCAACACAAGAGAAUGAAAAAUAAUGAGCAAACAAGAUGAGUAGUACGGGAGUGCAGGAGAAAGAAGAAGAUGGAUGGAAAACAAUCUCUUUUGGUUUUUGUUAAAACUUAACAAAAGUUUUAUUUUUGUGUUUGAAAUUCUGAACUUGAAGCAACUGGAACUGUGUCUUUUGACUCCGAAAUGCUCUAUUACCGUGUAUCUAUUUUGUAUUUUUUCUGGAUUGCAGUUUAAAUAUGAUACAGAUCAGGAAUGUAAACCAACCCAACCAUUUAUGUCACUUGAGCAGGAUCAACAAAUAAGGAGCAUACUAACAAAACAGAGGCCUGAGAGACUAAGAGCUACAAACUCAUUCUCAGAUAGAGCUCAACAUUCCCUUAAUGCUAACAAAGAAAAAUUUACAUUUGUAAAGUUAUUAUUCCAACUGUUGUAAUUGUAAAAUCGUUAUUGGUAAUAAGUUGUAUACAAUUCAUUUUUUAAUAUAAGUAUUCACUACCUACCACAUCUAAUGAAUAAAUAAUAUAUGAUCGAGCAAACAUUGAUUGAUAAA
Molecule: messenger RNA, 1003 nt
Organism: Cuscuta epithymum
Lineage: Eukaryota; Viridiplantae; Streptophyta; Magnoliopsida; Solanales; Convolvulaceae
Source: the annotation of a GenBank genome assembly